AUGUGGAAGAAAUUACAAGACAAUCCUCCAUUUUACUUACAAUUUUCUAAGUCUGAUGGUUAUGAAAUAUUAGUCACUGAUUAUAUUACAUUAUAUUUGGUUUACUUAUCGGAAAAUGAAUUUCUUUCGAUUUUAAAGAAAAGCAAUCCUGCGUUAGAAAUGGUAAACGAUGAGUUAAUAGAAAAAGGAAAUAGUUUACUGUUAAACAUAGAAAAUCUAAAAAGUUUGAGUAUUAAUAAAGAAGAGUCGAAUUUAAAUGUUUCAAUGAGCAAAUCCUAUGUCUAUCCAUUUAAAUUUAUAAUCACACUGAAGGAAGUAACUAAAGAAAUUUUCUUUCAGAAAGUUACUCAGCCACUACUCAAAACCAUAAAAGAACUUCAGAGUAUAGAAUUAGAACUACGACAAGCAAUAAAGGAAAAGGAUGCUGAAAUAGAAAAAUAUAAAGAAGAAGGAAAUAAAAUAAGAAAACAUUGGAGAACAAUGCCCUUUAAUGAAGAGGAACAUUUAAAAAAGCAUCAGGCUUACCAGGGUAAUUUUGUAUUACCUCAGGAAUUUCCUUCUAGUUUAUUGGAGGAAAAGAAAGAAAUAACAAAUGGUUCCAAAGUAAAACAUGAGGCAAAAGUUGAAGAUGACCAUAUCAAACAAGAACCUAUGACACCAUCAUUAGAAGAGCCCAAGAUAUCAUCUCCUGCUUCACCUAAGACAGAAAUCAAACAAGAAAUUAAAAUAAAUUUGCAACAAGUUGUACCAAUAGUACUUGCAGGAAGAAAAAAAAUUAGGUAUGACCUUCAAUACCUUCUGGUUUUGUACAUGUCAAAGACCUUUACAGGUAUUGAGUACCUGCAAACUGUAACCAUCUUAAAUUCAAACAUCUAUUUGUUCUUAUUGCCAAAGGUGUUACUAGCAUACAUAUAA
Messenger RNA from Parnassius mnemosyne (clouded apollo), 915 nucleotides. The record is from the annotation of a GenBank genome assembly. NCBI's taxonomy places the organism in Eukaryota, Metazoa, Arthropoda, Insecta, Lepidoptera, Papilionidae.